Messenger RNA from Arabidopsis arenosa, 817 nucleotides. Lineage: Eukaryota; Viridiplantae; Streptophyta; Magnoliopsida; Brassicales; Brassicaceae. The record is from the annotation of a GenBank genome assembly.
AAUCACUUACUAUUAUGGCUCAGUAGUUAAUGAUCUAUGGCUAAUUUUUUUAAGUCAUUGUUGCUUGUGAUGCGUUUUGCAGGAUCUGAUGUAGUCUCUUCUCAGCCAGAUGACAAUAGCCAAACACACGCUACAGAUUUUCUAAAGGGAAGUCACCGUGACAAAAACAGCUCAUAUGUCUAUUCUGAUUCGACUUCGCGUGGAGAUCAAGCAAAAACAAGCAAUUGUUGGUCUCAAACUUCUUUUUCGGCUCCUAACCCUCCUGGAAAUUUCAAUGGUGCUGUUACAUUUUGCAGUACAUUGCAGGAGGCUUUUCAUAAAUUUAUUGGCCAGUCAGUGAAGAUCUUCUGCUCAAGUCGAACGCUAACCACGGUUGUUGCAUGCGAGGCUGCUGAUCUUGCUGUGAAGAUGAUUUUGGAUGCAAUCGAACAAGUGAAAGGAAUUUAUGCUGUGACUGCUGAUCAUGGAAACGCAUUGGACAUGGUGAAGAGGGAUAAGUCUGAGAAGCCUGCUUUGGAUAAGGAAGGGAAGCUUCAGAUUCUAACAUCUCACACACUCGAGCCAGUGCCAAUUGCUAUUGGAGGUCCUGGCUUGACUCAAGGAGUGAGAUUCCGUAAAGAUCUGGAAAUACAGGGGCUUGCGAAUGUAGCUGCAACAGUGAUGAACCUCCAUGGAUUUGUGGCUCCCUCUGACUAUGAGCCCACUCUAAUUGAAGUAGUGGAGUAGAAGAAUUGAGAGCCUAAUCAGUUUUGAAUAGAGGGCUCAAACUCUCUAGUUAUCUUUUGUUAUUGCUUUCUAAUAAUAAGAGUUUACACAC